Messenger RNA from Wasmannia auropunctata (little fire ant), 601 nucleotides. RefSeq names its product high choriolytic enzyme 2-like. The transcript is spliced from 3 exons. Gene Ontology annotation, biological process: proteolysis. The record is from RefSeq and is a predicted model, not a curated record. Gene Ontology annotation, molecular function: zinc ion binding; metalloendopeptidase activity. The annotation marks the transcript as partial. Lineage: Eukaryota; Metazoa; Arthropoda; Insecta; Hymenoptera; Formicidae.
GCAGAAGACAGCAUACGAUUUGUACUACGGAACGGCCACAAAGAUUUUAUCGACUUCCAAAACAAAAAUAUUGGAUGCUGGAGUUGGAUUGGCAGGCAAGGCGGUGGACAAAAUUUGAACUUGCAGACUCCUAGUUGUACAUAUUAUGUAGGAACCGCCAUACAUGAAAUCAACCACGCCAUCGGCUUUUGGCAUGAACACACUAGAGAAGAUCGAGAUAAUUACGUGAGCAUUAAUUGGAAUAAUAUUCAACGAGACCAGCAGUAUAAUUUCAAUAAGGCUCCCCAAAAACAGAUUACUUAUAAUGUCCCUUACGAUUACAAAAGCGUAAUGCAUUAUUCAGAGUACGCGUUUGCCAUAAAUCCCAACGUAAAAACCAUUAUGCCAACGAAUCCACCAGAUGCAACAAUUAUCGGUGAGAGAAGUGGCCUUAGCAACGGAGACGUUCUAAAAAUCAACAGAAUGUACGAAUGCUAAUGUUUGAGCGUAAUUGGCAUUUAUGUCAAAGAUCAGAACUGACGACAAAAUGGCUUUGAUAAUGGUCUUCUGUAUUAAAAAAUUUUAAAUUAAAUAUAUUUAAUAAAUAUUUAUGUGUAACAAA